CUUUCCUCAGUCGGGAGUCGAUCUCAAGUCGGGAAGGCGAAAUCCGGGCGCCAUCGCAACGUUCCAUUCUCGGGUUAAAGUCCGCAUCUUUGAACGUUGAAAUGCGUGUCGUCCUCUUCGCAUGCGGUGUUUCAAAUCCCCCGACUCCUUCUUCGCGUUCCUCUUCGCGCUUCUAGCUCUCUCCUUCUACUUCUUCGACCCGCAUCGGCCCGCGUCUCUUUUUCGGGAAAUGGCUGAGGAGUCGUCCAAGUCCAUCUGCGAUUUCACUGUCAAGGACAUUCGUGGAAACGAUGUAAGCUUGAGCGAGUACUCUGGGAAGGUUCUUCUGAUUGUCAAUGUUGCUUCAAAAUGUGGUCUCACACAAUCAAAUUACAAGGAAUUGAACACUUUGUAUGAAAAAUACAAGGAUCAAGGAUUUGAAAUACUGGCAUUUCCAUGCAACCAGUUUGCAGGACAAGAGCCAGGGAGUAAUGAAGAGAUUCAAGAGACUGCAUGCACUAUGUUCAAGGCUGAAUUCCCUAUAUUCGACAAGGUUGAGGUGAAUGGCAAGAAUGCAGCCCCACUCUACAAGUUCUUAAAGUCUCAGAAAGGAGGGAUAUUUGGAGAUGGCAUCAAAUGGAACUUUACAAAGUUUCUGGUGAACAGAGAAGGGAAAGUUGUGGAUAGAUAUGCUCCUACUACAUCACCUCUCAAAAUUGAGAAAGAUAUCCAAAAUCUCUUGGGAUCAUCUUGAGCAAUAGAGGGGCAAAGGACGUGUUGGAAGCUUCUUGGAGUAAUCAUCCAGACAUGCUGGGAUAUUGCAAUUGACUUUGGUUUAACUUGUGUCCUAUUUGGUUGUUCUGCACAAUUUGAUGUAUUUGCUUCCUGUUAUUGUAAUAGACAAUAAUGAUCUCGAUAAUGCUCUGUUCUGUAUUUUCAUGUGUU
Molecule: messenger RNA, 924 nt
Organism: Rhodamnia argentea
Lineage: Eukaryota; Viridiplantae; Streptophyta; Magnoliopsida; Myrtales; Myrtaceae
Product: probable glutathione peroxidase 2
Exons: 7
Coding region: 122-733 (203 amino acids)
Biological process (GO): response to oxidative stress
Cellular component (GO): cytosol
Molecular function (GO): glutathione peroxidase activity
Source: RefSeq, a predicted model, not a curated record